This is a messenger RNA of Protomyces lactucae-debilis, 1289 nucleotides long. RefSeq lists its product as uncharacterized. NCBI's taxonomy places the organism in Eukaryota, Fungi, Ascomycota, Taphrinomycetes, Taphrinales, Protomycetaceae. The transcript has 2 exons. The record is from RefSeq and is a predicted model, not a curated record. Bases 82 to 921 code for a protein of 279 amino acids.
CAAAGACCAUCAACCGCAACGCCUUCUGCUGAAUACCGCUUAUCUCUGCUUCAUCUCUGCUGCACUCCGUUUUGCUCUGCAAUGUAUCGGACACAAGCUUUCUAUCGCUUCUGCGCUCAAGCGCGAUCGGCGCACUCCUAUACUCGCAUUAACACUGCAGCUUCCCCGCGCUUCGUACCACGCGCUACCUCUGCCUUGGGCCCUUGUAUAAUACAAAGCCAACCUGCUCAUCAGCUUGCUCGCCGUUGUCUCUUCACCUCUUCAGUUUGGGUGACACUUCUCAAUACCUCUCAUCAGCGCGCGGCGCAGCAUGCCGCUCAAGUCGGCGUCAGAGCACGCGCUGCCUUUACAUCCAUUCAAGCGCGCUUGACUCAUCUUGUUCAUUCUCAGAACUCAUCAACUCUGUUGCGGUCGCGUAUGCCGGCGCGUGCAAGCCACCGGAUCAUGUGGAUGAGACAGGUCGGGUAUGGCAGUCGUGUUGCGAGUGCUAGCUACGUUGAGCAUUCACCAAGACCUUCUCUGCGCCUACAGAAAAGCUCAUUCUUGGUGAACGACUUUGACAGUCGAGCAACGUUACUAAAAUGGCGGAUUCGAACAAUGAUUGCUGAUGAGUCGACAUGGCGCCCAGACCGGCUGACUAUCUCCAUAUCAUCCCGGACAGAACGCAUCACACAGCGAUCUUGGCUGAACGUACCUGUCGAUGUGGCCGUUUUGCUUGAUCGAUUCGACGGCUGGCUUUUGCAGCAAUUUGCUCAAUGGAUCUUACGACUGUUUGGGUGGCAAAUGACACUGCUGGAGCGUGUUCAGCACUUGCUAGCUAGACCUGCUGUAUCACUUGUGGCAGUUCAUGAUACAGACAUGGAUAUUGCUCGAGCUGCAGCAAUGGCGAGACUGGUCGCCUGUGCUCGGCCUGUACAGUGAAGCGUUGACGCUUGAGUUGCUUUGUACAAGUGCAAGAAAUGUUGGAUAAGCUGACAAGGACCAGCCGGGUUUGAAAAUGUCGAUCCAACCUGUACCGAGGGGAAGUACGAGGCAACAAUAAUGGAGCUGGAAACAGAUGAACUGUCGUUCAAGAAUUGUUCACUUGUUGGCAAUCAAUUGCAGUCCCCCGACAAAGAGGCCAUUGGUAGAGCACCAAAUCCACAUGGAGGUCAAUAGCCAACUGCGCGAUGCUAUAUGGCCGUAAGCCGGACUCAUUGCACCCGCCCGUACUCGAAGACACAAAGUCGACCCGAUUCUUUCGUCAACUCUCGGACAAACACUUUGAAUAGGCAGUGGCCCUGUAGGCU